CUAAUAUCACGUAUGAUUGACAUUUCAAUUAUUAAAUUAAUUGGUUCGUCUGCGAUUUUCCAUCAAACAUGACUGAUUGAAGUCGCCUGUUUAAAAAAAAGAUUGAAUAAAAUAUUAUGUUGUUAAUUUUUAUGAUUUUUAUCGCGAUUCCACUCGUAACUUCAAGGCCAUAUUUCGAUGAUGACGUGAUCAGCUAUCGAUCUAGUGUUAUGGAAAAUGACAAGCCAAUACUCCGCAUGCCUGCUGUAUCAGAAUCAGAAGAAAAUGAGGAAGAUUCAGACAGAAGCGAAACGAAAAGUAUAGAGUAUACCGAAUCCAGAGAAAGUGAGGGGCCAGUGAAAGAUCUGACUCUUCUGGUUCAAUGGCUGCUCGAUAAUUUAAGAUAUGAUGCCCCACAAAGUCGUAAGGAUAAUGGGUGGCCGGGCACCACCAUGUUGAUCGAUGCGGAACCCAGUCCAAUUAAACAGAAUCAUAACAAUAUAUAUGAUUUAAUGGAGCCUAGAAUCAAAAUACCGGUACUGCAUGCACAGCCCGAUGAGGAAGUAAAAAUAGAAACGACAACUCAACCUGCAGAACCUGAAGUCACAACUCCGCCUUCUAUCAUAACAAUGACGAAGCUGAAAAAGAAGGUUAACCCUGAGCCCUUCUGGGUGACAGAUCUUAGAGAUUUCAUCAAAGACCUCACUACGAAGUUUGGCCAAGAGGACAUAGCGCAAUACACGAAACCUGUUAUUGCUUCGUUGGAGAAAAAACAUCAUGUUCAAAUCACAGAUAUAGACCUGGAUCAAUACGGUGAAAUUUUCAUUCACUACGUUCCAAAGAAAUCGAGCAACAAGAGAGAAAGGCCAGAAAGUCGAGCGGUGAGAUACAAGACGAAAAAAGAAGGAACGAAAACUAAAAUCAACUUUCUAAAUUCAAGAUGAAGUGAUUUUUUUAUUUUACACUGUAACUAUAGAACUGACAACAAAAUAUGUAACCAAAUAAACUAAGCUUUUUU
Molecule: messenger RNA, 997 nt
Organism: Spodoptera frugiperda (fall armyworm)
Lineage: Eukaryota; Metazoa; Arthropoda; Insecta; Lepidoptera; Noctuidae
Exons: 14
Coding region: 117-923 (268 amino acids)
Source: RefSeq, a predicted model, not a curated record